Messenger RNA from Anopheles coustani, 1578 nucleotides. It is a transcript of the gene Pus10, whose product is annotated as putative tRNA pseudouridine synthase Pus10. The record is from RefSeq and is a predicted model, not a curated record. The transcript has 2 exons. Gene Ontology annotation, molecular function: pseudouridine synthase activity; RNA binding. NCBI's taxonomy places the organism in Eukaryota, Metazoa, Arthropoda, Insecta, Diptera, Culicidae. Gene Ontology annotation, biological process: tRNA pseudouridine synthesis. The coding region runs from base 45 to 1544 and encodes 499 amino acids.
ACAAACAAAACAAACUGCAGUUUCUCCGUAAACCAGAAAAAAUAAUGGGGCAAAAUAAGCAAGUUUACGAAUAUCUUCGAUCGACCGGCUGCUGUCGGGUUUGUUGUUUGCGGUUUUACAAAGGCGCCAAGGAGGAAUUUAUAGACCCCAAUUCGGCCCUCGUGAAGCGUGGGUUUGAAACGGUCCAGGACACGGAUGAAACGGACGACCAACCAAAGUUGAAAAAGGUGAAAGAGAACGUGUGUAUUGCAUGCUUGGGGCUUUUCGAUGAGUCCCAGCUCGACGCGCUAGUCAGCGAUGUAAAGCAAAGUGCAACUUUCCAGCAGUACAAGUGUGAGGCAGGAUUUCUCACAUCCAUCUCUUUGCCGAUCGUGCUACACCUACGGCAACUGGCACUGUGGUUUGAUCUGAUUGACCGCUUCCCCGAAACAUUUCGUCCCGAAACCCCACCGGACUUUCCCGUGAAGGAUGCGGUGAAGAUAAUCAUCAUUCACCGGCUCGAGCAGGCCCUGGGGCAAUCGUUUUCCGUCGAUGGUGUUAUGAUCAACAUACCCUUUAGCUACGUUAACGAACAAACGGAACUUCUCAAGCUCGAAGAUGUCAGUCCGGGUGUGUUUGUAGAGCGUGUAGAACACAAGCACACUCGGAAGGAUUUUAUCACCAGAAAUGCAUUUGAAAAACACUUUACACCGAGCGCGAUCAAUGGAGAAAAGUUUCGCAAACAUUACUCCUUUCCACCUGCAGACGGCGACGAUAAAUGUUUGGUGCGUGAAGAGAUCACAUUCACCGGGCCGACACUUUUCGUCGCUGGGCGUUACAACAAGCUGUCUCGCAAACUCAGCCAAACGCCGUGGAUCAUCGACGGGAAACGGUUGAUGGAAGAAAGCGUACAGGAGACUAUUGUGGCGGCCAUAGCACCACACUUUGGAGUGCCCGACGACCGAAUGAUUUUUUCCUCCAGCGGACGAGAGGAUGUAGACGUACGGUGCCUAGGAAGAGGGCGUCCCUUUGUGCUGGAAAUCCCCGGUGCCAUGUGUGACCGGUUGCCGGAGCAGGUUGCAAUCGAGAUGGAGCAGAGCGUAAACAGCUCAAAAACCGUCGUCAUUAGAGAUCUUCAGCUGGUAAAGCGGGAAGAGCUAGUGCACAUCCGGGGCGGAGAAGCGGACAAACGCAAGUUCUAUCGCGCCCUGUGCGUUACGGAGGAACCCGUAACGCCGGACACCAUUAGCCAACUGUGUAUCGACGAACCGCUGGUGGUGCAACAAGUGACACCAUUGCGGGUACUGCAUCGGCGUCCAUUGCUGGCCCGACCGCGCACGGUGUACAAAGUGCGAGCUCAACCAUGCCGUGACAAUCCUCAUGCAAUGAUUGUCGAUAUAGAGUCUCAGGCCGGUACGUACAUCAAGGAAUUGGUGCACGGCGACUUUGGGAGGACGACACCGAGCUUUCGUAGCAUCAUUGGCUCUGCGAUCGAUAUCCAAGCGCUCGAUGUGAUGGCUAUUGACCUCGAUUGGCCAAAGUCGCUCAAUAGAGACAAGAAUUGAAGUAAGAAAUAAAUUAAAUGUGACCAACAAUGAA